AUGGAACUGCAGAUCACUGAAUGGAAAGAGGCUCUGUCGCAGUAUGCGCAGGCCACUGACCUCACGCAGACCUACCAGGACUCAUUCGCCCAAUUCUACGAGACUCUCAACAUGGUCGACAAGGAAGAGGAAUACGUGAAGUUCAUCCAAGAACACCAGCAGGAGCAACCGGGAGUAGACGUGUUUUCGUUCCACAGUCCUCUCUCCAGUCAGUACUGCUCACCGCAGGCCGCCCCGGGAGCAGUGGUCCUGAACAACCUCACCAAUUCCACCGUCAAGACAAAACUGGAGGUUUUGGAGAGAGAACUGCAGCAACAUGAGAAAGACAUCGCUGAAAAGGAAGCGGAGUUGCAGAGAAUCAUGAGUGAGCCGGAGCCAACCGACCUGCCCAUGUCUCCUGGCGGCACCGUCCAGCUCCCUAAGCAUGUAAAGAUGACCCAGCUCCAAGGAGAGGUGAAGGAAUUGAACUCCUUCGUGGCAAGGAAGGCAGGCCAGGCCCAAGUGAUUCGCCGGGUAGCAGAUGCUCAGGGGGACAGCCCCCCGCCAAUAUUCGACCCCCUGGGGGAGGGGGUAGACGUGAGGGACCUGGAGACAUCGAUGCAGGCUGGGGGAGCGACUGGGGGUGGUGGCAGCAAGUCAGUGGGCGGGAAAAUGCAGGCUACCUUGUUCCGAGGGGUGAAGGGGAUCAGGGGGCUGGGGAAGAAACUAAAAAAAGGAGGCAAGAAAGAUCCCGACUCCAUUUCCAUUGGCUACCCAAAGGUCGAUUUCGACAGAGCGUCCGUCGAGGUUGCGCCUGCUGAGAAUGAAAGUGAUGAUGAGACGGAAUCUCUGUAUGACGAGCCACCUGAUGUACCAGUUGAAGAUGAGCCGUGGUACUAUGGAGACAUCGACAGAAAACUAUCAGAGAACAAAUGUAAGCAGCCAGGCGACUACUUGGUGCGGUACAGUGCCCGAGCCACCAAGUACGUUCUCACGUGUAACAACAGCGGGACACCGAAGCACUUCAUGAUACAGACGAUCAAUGCGGUGAGUUUAGCGAAUAUGAUCUAAGUAAGAAAUUUGGCC
Geodia barretti is the source of this 1065-nucleotide messenger RNA. Lineage: Eukaryota; Metazoa; Porifera; Demospongiae; Tetractinellida; Geodiidae. The record is from the annotation of a GenBank genome assembly.